GCAGACGCGGUGCCGUGCCCGGUUCAGAGACAUCCGUCCGGUGCAGCUGGAACGGCGGAAUCUGUAGGAGUCACUUCCCCUGAGACCAACAAAUGGCGUCGUCUGGGAUGGCUUCUGGCCGCGGGUGGAAUCGCCACUCUUCCGACAUUCGUCAGCACUUCCGAAUCAAUCGCCCUUUCGGAAGCCUCAUCAGAGGAAAGUAGUGCGGGGAAGUCUGAUGCCGGAGGACCAGAUGGGUCGUUCAAACCUCAGAUCGUCUUCGUCCUUGGUGGUCCUGGGAGUGGCAAGGGAACUCAAUGCGCGAAGAUUGUUGAGGAAUACGGAUUCACCCAUCUGAGCGCUGGAGAUCUUUUACGUGCUGAGAUCAAGUCUGGAUCUUCUCACGGAAACAUGAUUCAGAACAUGAUUAAGGAUGGAAAGAUUGUUCCAGCCGAGGUCACUGUUGGUCUUCUUCAGAAAGCAAUGAAGGAGACUGGGAAUAAUAAGUUCCUCAUCGAUGGGUUUCCUCGGAACAACGAUAACAGGACAGUCUUUGAAAACCAGACUGGCAUCGAUCCUGAGUUCAUUCUCUUCUUUGAUUGCCCUGAGGACGUGAUGGUCAAGCGUCUUCUUGGAAGAAACCAGGGCCGUAUUGACGAUAACAUGGAUACCAUUAAAAAGAGAUUCCGGGUUUUCUUGGACCAGAGUGUUCCAGUUGUGAAUCAUUAUGACUUGCGCGGCAAAGUGCGAAAGGUUGAUGCCACCCGUUCACCAGACGAAGUCUUCCAAGCAGUUUCUCCUCUUUUUACCAAGUUCCGUGAGGGUGAUUUGCUUGACAACACGAAGGCCUUGCUGAAUGCCAUUGACACUGGAGACUACAAGACGUACUCCAACCUCUCAGACGAACACCUUUCGGCCUUUGAGCCAGAGGCACAAGGUGGCUUGACGACGCCGCCGGGUCGCGGCGCGGAUACGAAGGCGUUUGUUAAGGAGCUUCAGGCGUUCUUCGAGUCGCGCCAUCAGGAGUUUAAGGUUCCGAAGUUCUAUGGCGUGGAAGUCGAUCUGCUGAAGCUCUGGCAAGUUGUAUGCUCUUUCGGUGGCUUUGACAAGGUGACAAGUGGUAAGCUCUGGCGCGUUGUUGGGGACCAGUUCGACCCUCCCAAGUCAUGCACAACGCUGUCCUGGUCCUUCCGGGGUUUCUACGAGAAGGCGCUACUGGAGUACGAGAAACACGUGGGCGUGGACCCCAUGCUGGAGGGCACUCUAGCCAUCACCCCACGCACGGACGGCAAGCACCACCAGGAGCAGGGGGGCAGUGGGCCACGUGGAGCCAAACGAUUGGCUGCAGCCAAGACUGGGGCAGCUGAUGGGGAUCACACGGAUACUCCCAAGGAGCGUGGCACCCCAGGAUCAGGCCCAAAGCGCCACAGACGGACCCAGGAUGGAGAAGAAACACCUGAAGGAACACCUGGGGCGGCGACCAGGGCAGCAGAUGCGCCCCGCCCCAGAGGCAGGCCCCCUGGGAGCGGGGGAGGUACACCUGGGGGAGGUGGCACCUCGGGGAGAGAGGGGGGGCGGCGGAAUGCAGGGGAAGGGGGAGCGGGACGAGGGGGAGUGGGAGGAGCGGCAGUGGGAGGAGGGGGAGUGGGGGUAGCAGGGGUGGCAGGGGGAGGGGGAGGGGUAGGAGGAGGAGUGGGGGGAGGAGGAGGUGUGGGAGCAGCAGCAAUGGAUGAUGGGGCAGUGGCAGUGGUGAACGAUUUGGGACUGCCGGCUGACUGGGUUCGAAUCAACGUCCGGCGAUCUCCGGACUGCUUUGAGAUCUACGCUCUUGUCCCAGGCCUGCUGCGGGAAGAGGUGCGCGUGCAGUGUGAGCCGGCAGGCAAGCUGGUCAUUGCAGGGGAGCCAGAGCAACCAGACAACCCAUGGGGAGUGACGCCGUUCAAGAAGGUGAUUCUGCUGCCUGCAGCCAUCAACGCAAAUCAGACGUCAGCAGUGGUAACCCUACACGGCCAGCUCUAUGUGCGAGCCCCCCUCGCCAACCCCGCCCCCUCCGCCCUCUCCCCCCAGCUGACCCCCAUCCCCGCCCCUGAGCUUCCCCCUCCGCCCCUGCCACCAAUGGGGGGAGGGCAGGGGCAGGGGGGACAGGGGCAAGGGGGACAGGGGCAGGGGCAGGGGAAUCAGGGGAAUCAAGGGCAGAUGGGGCAGGGGCAGGGGGGGCAGGUUCAGGGGCAGGGUCAGCAAGGGGUGGUGGCACAAGGAAUUUCGCACGCACAUGGGCAUGUGUAUGGGCAUGGGCAUGUUAAGCAGCAGUCUUUCACUCAGGAAACUAACAGACAGAUGAUACCCAAGGAUGAAGGUGUGGAGACCUCGCCCCUGCUACAGCAGCAGCAGCAGCAGGGUGGGAUUGAGGCAAGGGCAGGGCCACAGCAGGCACUGGUAGCAGGGCAUGCAGCAGGAAUGCAGCAGCAGACGAACCCUAACCAACUGUCACGGCACCAGCAGCAGCAGCAGCAGCAACCGGUGCAAUCUCAGGUGGAGCCAGCACAGCAGCAGAUGCAACCGCCUAGAACAGGGCGAUCAGCUGAUGUGGAUAUGAUGGGUAGGGAUGGAGACGAAGACGAUCAGCGACGCAGCGACACCAGGCGACACCAGGCGACACCAAGCGACGCGAUGGGGAUCUUUCUGGACGAGCCCAAGUUCCCGGUGAUCGAUCGCACGCCGUCGUUCGGUCGCACGGUUGGUAACUUCACGUUCAGCGACUACAAAAACGUCGCCACGUUCACCGCCGUGUCGCUACCGUUCGGCUACCUCGCAGGUGGAAGUGCCAACCUGAGGGGACCCAGCAUGUAUUGUGCCGGGAUUCUCGGGCUGAUGGGGGGAUUCAUGUACGCGUAUCAGCAGUCUUCUGGGCGGCUCAUGGGCAUGUUUCCGAACAAGUGGGAGGUGGAUCGUGAAAAGUGGAGCAACUAG
This is a messenger RNA of Closterium sp. Naga37s-1, 2949 nucleotides long. Lineage: Eukaryota; Viridiplantae; Streptophyta; Zygnematophyceae; Desmidiales; Closteriaceae. The record is from the annotation of a GenBank genome assembly.